This is a messenger RNA of Lagopus muta (rock ptarmigan), 6244 nucleotides long. It is a transcript of the gene SEL1L, whose product is annotated as SEL1L adaptor subunit of ERAD E3 ubiquitin ligase. The record is from RefSeq and is a predicted model, not a curated record. Gene Ontology annotation, biological process: ERAD pathway. Gene Ontology annotation, molecular function: protein binding. Lineage: Eukaryota; Metazoa; Chordata; Aves; Galliformes; Phasianidae. Bases 76 to 2451 code for a protein of 791 amino acids. Gene Ontology annotation, cellular component: endoplasmic reticulum membrane. The transcript has 21 exons.
GCCGGGGCGGUGGGUGGGGCGAAGGAGCCGGGCUCGGGGUCUGGCGACGGCGGCGGCGCAACGGAGGCCGGCGGGAUGGGGCGGCGGGCGCGUCUCGCGCUGCUGCUGUGUGUCGUGGUUCUGCGGGCCGCGGGGUUGGCGGCGGCUGAUGAAGAAGGGAAUCAAGAUGAAUCACUGGAGUCAGAGGCUUUACCUGCAGAGGACCAGGUGAAGGACCAUUCUGCAGGAACUCGAGUGGUAGCAGGUCAGAUCUUUCUUGAAUCAGGGAAGUCAGGCUCUCAGCCUGAGGAUGAAGAGAACUUCCACAGUCAAGAGGAAGAAAAAGAGAAUUCUCUGGAAGAGUUGAACUCUCUAGACAUGUCUGACCUAUUAAAUAAGGAUUUGGAAGAUGCAGAAAUACAGAGUCCAGUUUUGACAGCUAUUGGAGGCACUGCAGAUGGUGAACCUUGCCACUUCCCCUUUUUGUUUAUGGAGAAGGAAUAUGCAGAGUGUACUGCAGAUGGGAGGGAAGAUGGCAGGCUUUGGUGUGCAACAACCUAUGAUUACAAGAAAGAUCAAAAGUGGGGCUUCUGUGAAACUGAAGAGCAGUCCAAAAAGAGGAGGCAGAUGCAAGAAGCUGAGGAUAUUUAUCAGACUGGAAUGAAAAUCCUUAAUGAAAGCACCAAAAAGGCUCAGAAGAAAGAAGCAUAUCAAUAUCUUCUGAAGGCAGCUGACAUGAAUCAUACCAAGGCAAUGGAGAAAGUGUCUUACGCAUUGUUGUUUGGGGAUUACUUGAAGCAGAACAUACAGUCAUCUAAAGAGCUAUUUGAAAAACUAACAGAAGAAGGUUCUCCUAAAGGACAAAUGGCCCUUGGAUUUCUGUAUGCAUCUGGUCUAGGAGUCAAUUCUAGUCAAGCUAAGGCCCUGGUCUACUACACAUUUGGAGCUUUAGGAGGAAAUCUGAUAGCCCAUAUGAUCUUGGGUUACCGUUACUGGGCUGGGAUAGGAGUCCUGCAAAGCUGUGAAUCUGCUCUCACUCACUAUCGACUUGUAGCUAAUCACGUUGCUAGUGAUAUUUCAUUGACUGGUGGAACAGUGGUUCAACGGAUUCGCUUAGCAGAUGAAGUAGAAAAUCCAGGAAUGGCAAGUGGAAUGCUGGAAGAAGACUUGAUUCAGUAUUACCAGUUUGUAGCAGAGAAAGGAGAUGUACAAGCACAGGUUGGUCUUGGACAAUUGCACUUGCAUGGAGGAAGAGGAGUAGAGCAAAAUCAUCAGCGUGCAUUUGAGUACUUCAAUCAAGCAGCUAAUGCUGGCAACUCACAUGCCAUGGCCUUUCUAGGAAAGAUGUACUCAGAAGGAAGUGAUGUUGUACCUCAGAAUAAUGAAACAGCUCUUCAGUAUUUCAAGAAAGCUGCUGAUAUGGGUAAUCCGGUUGGGCAGAGUGGGUUAGGAAUGGCUUAUCUCUAUGGAAGAGGUGUUCCAGUGAACUAUGAGCUAGCUCUGAAGUACUUCCAGAAGGCUGCAGAACAGGGAUGGGUUGAUGGACAACUUCAGCUGGGUUCCAUGUAUUACAAUGGUAUUGGAGUCAAGAGAGACUAUAAACAAGCUUUGAAAUAUUUUAAUCUGGCCUCCCAGGGUGGCCAUAUUUUGGCUUUUUACAAUCUGGCUCAGAUGCAUGCUACUGGCACUGGAGUGAUGCGUUCUUGUCAUACUGCUGUUGAGUUGUUUAAGAAUGUUUGUGAACGAGGACGCUGGUCUGAAAGACUUAUGACUGCAUACAACAGCUAUAAAGAUGGCGAUUCAAAUUCUGCUGUUGUUCAGUAUCUUCUUUUGGCAGAACAAGGCUAUGAAGUUGCACAAAGCAAUGCUGCUUUCAUACUUGAUCAAAAAGAAGCUAGCAUAGUAGGAGAAAAUGAAACAUAUCCACGAGCAUUGCUUCACUGGAAUAGAGCAGCUUCUCAAGGAUACACAGUUGCAAGAAUUAAACUUGGAGAUUACCAUUUCUAUGGAUUUGGUACUGAUGUUGAUUAUGAAACAGCAUUUAUUCACUAUCGACUGGCAUCAGAGCAGCAGCACAGUGCCCAAGCGAUGUUCAAUCUGGGCUACAUGCAUGAGAAGGGAUUGGGCAUCAAGCAGGAUAUUCAUCUUGCAAAACGAUUCUAUGAUAUGGCUGCUGAAGCAAGCCCAGAUGCCCAGGUUCCAGUCUUCCUAGCUCUUUGCAAGCUUGGAGUGAUAUACUCUAUGCAGUAUAUACGAGAAAUCAAUUUAAGGGAAGUCUUCUCACAUAUUGAUAUGGACCAGCUGCUUGGGCCUGAGUGGGACCUUUACCUUAUGACCAUCAUCACCUUGCUUCUGGGAACAAUUAUAGCUUAUAGACAAAGGCAACAUCAGGCAAUUCCCAGACCAGCAGGACUACGACCAGCUGUGCCUCAACAAGAACCACCACCUCCAGAGCAUCAACCACCACAAUAGCAACAAGGGCCUCGGUAAAAGAACUGGAUUUUUCCAAGAAGAACAACUUUCAUUGUGAUUUAGGACUUCAGAUUAAUGGUCCCUUCCAUAAAAGAGGCACAGAGAAGUUAAUAAGGAUUGAAGUAUGAAAGCUGCUUAGAAUGAUGCCUUUUUUCAGGGAUAAGAAAUUUCUUCUGAAACUGAUUUGAAUGUUAUUUCAGUGCCAAUGGAAUAACACUAUGGCUUUUUUCAUGGAAACACAAGUGUGCUACUACAAAAAAUGUUGCCUGCUGUAUCUAGUUUCUCUUUAUUCGGAGUCCUUUUCAUCUUAGAGAGAGAGAGAGAAGGCUAGCAUUAGAAGAUUUUUGCCUGUCUGAUAGCAGCUGCCCUAUAAAAAUAAUGAAUUUAUGGCUGGUUUCAUUCCAAGAAGCUGAACUGUAUUUGAAGUCCAAAACAGUUGGAGCUCUAUGAAUUCAUAUUCUGAUCUCCACCUCAAGUAUUUCUACAAUCCUUAUUUGAUUUAUUUCUUACUCUUUGGUCUUCUAUGCUGUCUUGAAUGGUUUAAUCUGGAUUAUUUAUAAGUUCUGUAAAACUAAACCAGCAAACAUGUAAUUGCAUUUGUGCUUUUUUUUUUUUCCAGUAUUUUCCCUCAUUAUCAUCAAAGUAGACAGUUGUCAACAGUUAGUAUAUAGCCCAGGAGGAGAGUUGAAAUAGAUACAGUUUGUAAAACUAAUUAGUUGAAAACUGUGCAGGCCCGGAUCUCACAUCCUUCUAAAAAGUUUUUUGGAGCCUCUUAACUUGCAAUCCUUAGUAAUGUAAGGAAAAGUUAGUAGUAUCUUUAAAUAGUGUAACCUUGUUGUUACAGACAUGCCAAGCCUAUUUACAUUGCAGAAAGCAGCAGAGUUAGUGUGGGCACUGAAGAAAGUACAGAACCAUACGCCUUCCUGGUUUUAAGUAGAGAAAACCUUGUAUUUUAUUUCCAACAAUGCUUCAUGUUAUCUGCACUGUAAGAAGAUCCUCUUGCAGAUGAAGUGUAGUAUCUUAUGUGCAUCUGUUUAAUGCAUCCGCAGCGAAAAAAUAGAAGGGUCCCAAAGGCAUGUACUUUCUACAGAAAGGUGUGGAUUUAAGCCAGUGAUGCUACAAGUUCAGUUAACUGAUUAAAAAAUCCUGUGUUAAAUCACAGCAGUGGCCUACCCUUUUUGUACUGGGCAUACAUAAGAAAGUCAGCCAAUGUUUGAGUAGCUGUACAACCUGAGGAUCCCUGUAACAAAAUCUGAAGACAGCUAAUGUUAUUGACUCUUGACACCACCAAGUUAGUAUUGGCCUUUUUUGGAGUAUAGAGAGUAUGUAUGACCUGUGGGCAUAUGUUUUUAGACUGCAAGAAGCUAGUGACAGUUUGUCAUUGAACUACAAUUUCAGAGUAUGAGGUUGGAAAACAGUAUCUUAGGUGUAACAAAUACAGAUGUUUGUGCUCUUGGCAAAUCAGUUAAGUACCUAUUUCUGUGCUAGCGUUUAAACUCCUGAAUAUGCUGUCCUGUCUUAAAGUAGAAUGAAAUACAAAGAUAAGGCUUUAGCUUCUCUCUGACAAAAUCUACUUCAUUCAAAGGGUUAAGAGCUUUCUUUCAUAUACUUUUUUCAGUGCGUUGGCAGCUUCAGUGCAUUGGCAUAGACUUUGAUCUGUUUUUAUACUUAAUGCAAUUGUUGCAUAAUAUAUCUGUAGUUUGGGAGAGAGGGAAAGAUGCUAUUCUGUGAACUGAAACGUCAUGGAUGACUUAAUAUUAAAAUAGAGGUAGAGCUUCUCAGUACUUGAAAAUGUUUCUUCUGGUUAUGUGGAGACAAAUCCAUUGUUGUAGUUUGAUGGAGGGUUGCAGCAUGUGGCAGAGGAAUGUUUUUGUUUCAGUCUUUUUCAUCAUUAUCAGUUGGAACAGUAUUGAACUGAAAUGUAGAGUCUGGAAUGUACGGCACUUCCCAGUUGCAUUUCUGAGGUACCUGUGACUUCUGAGCACUUCUUCUGACCUCUUUCUUUUUGCCUCUGUCACCUAAUAGUUCUUUUCUAGCUCAGCAUGAAUAAAUUAAAGAUUAUAUGGGAAAUGUUUUCCAGUUAACUAUCACUGAUUCGUUGAUCUCUUAGGAUGUUUAAUAAUUUUGUUAAUGCUUUAUUAAAAUGUUUUUGUUGUUUUUAUCUGCUAGAACUAAAUUCUAAAAGCUCUGUUUGCAUGAGACUCUCUCAUCAUUGUUGCUAUGUGACAGUCUUACAGCUAGAUUUUCACUGAACUGAUGCAUUUUUACAGCUAAGAAAUCAGCAGAAGAAAAUGGCUGGAGAUCAGCGAAUUAUUCCAUUUUACAGAACUGCUUUUUGAAGAAGCAAUAAGGAAGUCUUUCUGCUUUUUUCCCUGCUUUCUACCAAAUUGCUACCACUAACUUUUUUCAGAUGACAUUCAUUUGAGUGAAGUGGUAGUAGUAAAGAAGUACUUACCAGGAGUAAUAGCAAGUUAACUCAGGGAUUAAAGAAAUGAAUACAUUUUCUAAACCAUUUGUCAUACAACAUCACUUCAGCUUCUGAGACAAUCCCUUGCUACUCUACUCUGAAACUUGCAUUUUGAGAGAAAUGUGUUUAACUCUUACUAGCAAUAUGUUUCUUGUGUGCUUGGUUUGUCAAACUGCUUUUUUCCCUGAGGAAUUGGAUUGCUCAGUUGUUUGUGGUGAAGUGCUCUUCCCUUUUGGUAAUAGAUUGUCCUAUAGCUUGUAUGCAGAAUUAUUUUAGAAGGGAUACUUAAAAUUAAGAUAAGCAUUUUUACUUAUCUGAAGUGUUUUUUGAAUGGAAAAACUGUAUUCUUUGUGAUGACUUAGGUCAAAUAGGCAUGCUCUGGCCUUCCCAGACACCUGCUGUUUUCUCCCUGAAGGGAAAAUAACAACUAUAAAGAGCAGUAACUAUUGUCAGUGGGAGUUCUGUAUGCAAGAAAACAGUGGAAAGAUGUGGUGGGAAAUAUUUUUCUACACCUGCAUCGUUAAAUAAGCACAUCAGCUGCUUCAGCUGUUCUUGCAGUCUGAAAAUAACAUGAAACUGUUGAGAAAACUAAGAUUCUACUUCUUCCCUUUGAGAUUUGCCCCAGGGCUUAAUCUAUCAAAACAAUUUUCCUUGCUUUGUGUGUCUGUUGUAGGAGAAUCUAAGUGCAGGUAAAACCUUUGAUAUAAAUAUCCCAGUGAGACUCCUGAAGCAAACUUUAUUUACUUAGUCAUCUUCCAUGAAACAUCAGCUGCUCUUAUUAAACUUAAAAGUUUAAAAAAUAAAAAAAAUUAAAAAAUUAAAAAAAAAAAAGAACUAUCAAAUAUUCUUCUUGGAGAAGAGCAUUAAAUUGUGGGUUGUGAAAGGACUUUUAAGACUAUGCAUUAUUUAGUUUCCACCUACUUUAUGCUAGUUUUGGCCUUUAAGGAUUAUAUUACAGGGGGUCAUAGUCACCUUUGCAAGUUGCUUUAUUUUUAGAUAGGCAACAAUAAACUGAAAUUUUAUUUUUGUUUCAGAGAAUAUUAAACUAAACAAAACUUAGUUUGGUUUGAGAACUACUGGAAAUGCAUAUGGCAUAGGAUUCCCCCCUCAAAUAGUCCUUUGUUUUUAUUGGCUGCAGUUCUUUAAAGAGUCUUGUAGGACUUUUGUAAAUUUAUUUUGUAUUUAAAAUCAGUAUAAAGGCUGGUCAAAUGUAAUAUAAUUGUGUAAACAAAUUCUGUUAAUAGAAAGAUGUACAGAUUCAUUUUGUACUGUAUCUUUAAUCUUGUGAAAUAAAGAUACCACUUGUGUGGUUACAUUCAGUGUUUA